This is a messenger RNA of Lodderomyces theae, 1335 nucleotides long. RefSeq lists its product as uncharacterized. The transcript has a single exon. Lineage: Eukaryota; Fungi; Ascomycota; Pichiomycetes; Serinales; Debaryomycetaceae. The record is from RefSeq and is a predicted model, not a curated record. Bases 1 to 1335 code for a protein of 444 amino acids.
AUGACUGCUUACACUACUACUACUACUACUACUACUACUACUACCACCAGGCCACCACCACAUAUGUCAUUUGCCCAGACUUAUAUCCUUGCCAGCAAAGUGAGACUGAAGUUGACCAAGGAAGCAGCAUCACCAAAAUCGUCCUUGCGUAACUUGGUUGUCCAGGCAAAUAUGUUGGACAAUUUGAUGGAUUACAUUACUGAGGAAACUGAACGCAGAAACCAUUAUAAUCAACAAGAGCAAGAACAUGGUGUUGAUAGACACGUUCAAUUUGAUAUUCCUUCUGAAGUUGCACACAAGUCUGGCAAUGAUGCGGAUAGUGAAGUAGGUACUACUACCAGUUCCCUUUACAAGACUUCUGUCACUGAGUAUGAGCUUGAUUCAGAUUCAGAUUCAGAUUCAGAUUCAGACUCUGACUAUGAAGAGGAUGAGGAAGAAGAGGAGUUGUAUGAUGACUAUGAUGUACAAGAAGAAGAAGAAGAACAGCAGAAGGAUGGUAAUGUCAGUAACGAGAUCAACCAGUUGAAUGGUGCCAUUUAUGAACAUGCAGCCAUGACUCCCCACAUCACAACUCAAGAAGUCAAUGACUCUGACUCUGACUCUGACUCGGAUUCAGAACAAGAUGAAGAUAUUGAAAAUGACACAAUGGUUUAUUCGUCAUCAUCGUCGUCGUCUUCUUCCUCAGGAUCAUCAGAUUAUGACUCUGAUGACUACUACAUCUAUUCCGAUUCCGAGGAAGUUGAAGAGGAUGUGGCUGUUGAAGCCAAGAUCCCCAGAACUGCAUCCAUCAUGACCACCACAACCACAACCACAACCACAACCACAACCUCAAUUGCACACUCUGACACACCAGCUUUGCCAACCAGACCCAGUUAUAAGUCAUUACCAUUUAUGAAUUUAUCAUCUGCUACUCCCACAAUUUUUGAAGAAGAGGAAGAGGAGGAAGAGGAGGAGGUUGCUACGGAUGUGGAAGAUUCUGAUGAUGAAGGAACGAUUAUUUGCGAUUCAGCUCAACCGGAGGACAAACAGAUUGAUCCAGUCCAUCACGACAUGCCAGAAUUGUGCAAUACAACAUCGUUGACAGAUGAUGAGGAUGAAGAGUAUUUGUACACGCAUGCCGAGUUGCAUCAUGGUCGCCACCACCACCAAGAACACAGCCAAAAUCACAAGCACAAUUGCAAACCCAGUUACCACCUUCACGACGAUAAUUUACAUCAUAAGCUUCCUAGUGCAACAAAGAUUACUACCACCACUGCUUUACCUAAUGGUAAACCCACUUGUACUCCCAUAAGUUUAUUCAGGCAUGAGAAUUUAUCAUUGGAGCAAAUAUACUAA